GCUCAGUGGUUCUGGGGGUGUCGCGGGUGAAAAAAAAACAAAUUGUACCGAUAUGAAGUUGUUGGUGACGUUGGCGUUGGUGGCGGUGGUCGUUGGGAGUUGCAUGGGAGCUCCUGGCACCGUUGGUCGAAUUGUUGGUGGAAAGGACACGACCAUCGAGAACCAUCCGUAUCAAGUUUCGCUGAGACGCAGGGGAACUCACACCUGCGGGGGUGCUAUUCUGAACGAGAAUACCAUUCUAACGGCUGCGCACUGUGUUUAUUAUACCGAUUCAGAACCAUCAGAAUUCUCAAUUCGUGCUGGAUCUACGUUGCGCAACGAAGGAGGACAACUGAUCACCGCUUCCGAGAUCUUCAUUCAUCCGUGGUACGAUGACUGGACUCUGGACUGGGACAUUGCGAUUUUGAAACUGGAGCAGAACCUUGAGCUUGGCCCAGCCGUUCAGAAGAUCGAUCUACCGGAGGCAACGCUGAAAAUUCAACAUGGAACUCUCGCGUCGAUCGCCGGAUGGGGAACGCUCUACUACCAAGGACCCAGCACCAAUCACCUGCAGCAGGUUUCGGUGCCGGUCGUAGACAACGUGAUCUGCAGCCAGGCGUACCAGAACUUUGGCUCGAUCCUGUCGUACCAUCUGUGUGCCGGCGAUGCCGGAAUUGACGCUUGCCAGGGUGAUUCCGGUGGUCCGCUGGUGUACGGCGGCCAGGUCGUCGGAAUCGUGUCCUGGGGCUACGGAUGUGCCUUCAAGGGUUACCCGACGGUGUACACGCGCGUGUCCGACUUUAUCGAGUUCAUUCAUGAGCAUAUGUGAAAAAAGCGAAAAAAUGUUUGGUAAUAAAUGACUGUCUAACUAGC
Messenger RNA from Culex pipiens pallens (northern house mosquito), 852 nucleotides. RefSeq names its product trypsin-2-like. Gene Ontology annotation, biological process: proteolysis. Lineage: Eukaryota; Metazoa; Arthropoda; Insecta; Diptera; Culicidae. Bases 53 to 808 code for a protein of 251 amino acids. The transcript has 3 exons. The record is from RefSeq and is a predicted model, not a curated record. Gene Ontology annotation, molecular function: serine-type endopeptidase activity.